UUUAAUUAUAAUAUUUGUUGCUGCUGUGAUAUGGCUCAGAUGCAAAAUACUACUGAAGUUUGUAUGUCUGAUUUACCUGUAGCUCCUGAUGCUUUCGUACCUUCUUCUGUCACUUCAAUCUUUGCUUUAUGAAUAGCUUCUGAAAUGUAAAGACCGCCUUGCUCUAACAAACCAACCAAAAAUGUCUUCCACCGAUCUCGUCCCUCCAUGAUGUUAAAAUACAUUUUCUUCAAAAAGAUGGUGGAGAGAGAAACUUGCCUGCAUGCAUGGAGAGCACAGGUGACCACGCAGAGCUCAUCAGCACAGGUAACCAUGAUGGAGUCCCAGGAUCGCAAAAGAGCUCCAGCAUGGACAGAACGGGAAGUACGGGAUCUGCUCGCCAUAUGGGGAGACGAAUCAGUGCUAGCUGAACUCCGUAGCAGUAAAUGAAAUGGCAAAAUACUAGAAAAGAUCUCAAAGGCCAUGAAGGACAGAGGCCAUAACAGGGACAUACAGCAGUGCCGCGUGAAAAUUAAGGAGCUAAGGCAAGCCUACCACAAAGCCAGAGAGGCAAACGGAAGGUCUGGGGCAGAGCCGCAAACAUGCCGCUUCUACGCGGAGCUGCAUGCCAUUCUAGGGGGUGCAGCCACCACUACCCCAACCGUAAGCUUUGACUCCAUCAAUGGAGAAACACGGAACCGGGUUCGGGGUACACGGAAGAUGAUGAUGAUGAUGAAGACAAUGAAGAUAGCUCACAGCAAGGAAGCGGGGAAACCGGUUUCCCCAACAGCCAGGAUAUGUUUAUCACCCUGGACCUGGAACCAGUAACCCCCGAACUCACCCAAGGCGUGCUCCCAGACCCUGAGGGCACACAAGGGACCUCUGCUGCAAAUGUUUCUCCUUCGCAGAGGCUAGCAAAGAUUAGAAGGAGAAAACGGCGGACUUGGGAUGAUAUGUUCAUGGAGCUCCAGAUGUCCUCCCAUGCUGAAAGAGCACAGCAGAAUGCAUGGAGGCAGUCAAUAUCAGACUACAGAAAAGCACAAUAUGAACAAGAGGAGAGGUGGUGGGCUGAAUCGCGGGAUGAACAGAGCAAGUGGCGGGCUGAAGAUGAUAGGUGGCGUCAGCUUGCAGACAGAAGGCAAGAGUCGAUGCUCCGGCUGCUGGAGCAUCAAACUGAUAUGCUCUGGCUGCUGGAGCAUCAAACUGAUAUGCUCCGGCGUAUGGUUGAGCUGCAGGAAAGGCAGCAGGAGCGGAGACCGCCGCUACAGCCCCUGUGUAACCAACAGCCCUCCUCCCCAAGUCCCAUUGCCUCCUCACCCAGAAGCCCAAGAACACGGUGGGGGGGCCUCCGGCCACCCUGUCACUCCACCCCAGAUGAUUGCCCGAGCAUCGGAAGGCUGGCCUUCAAUAAGUGUUAAAGUUUUAAAGUUUUAAACUGCAGUGUGUCCUUUUCCUUCCCUCCUCCCCCGCCCCUCUCGGGCUACCUUGGCAA
Molecule: messenger RNA, 1471 nt
Organism: Malaclemys terrapin pileata
Lineage: Eukaryota; Metazoa; Chordata; Testudines; Emydidae
Exons: 4
Coding region: 777-1397 (206 amino acids)
Source: RefSeq, a predicted model, not a curated record